Molecule: messenger RNA, 552 nt
Organism: Cyclocybe aegerita
Lineage: Eukaryota; Fungi; Basidiomycota; Agaricomycetes; Agaricales; Hemipholiotaceae
Source: the annotation of a GenBank genome assembly
AUGGCCAGUCCGCCGAAUAAGAAGCGCAAGACGCACCCGUCAGGCAACGAAGAGCAUCAAGCAACAGCGCAUGCCCCGCGAUAUGGCAAGCAGCUGGUCCUCUGCUCUCCAUGGCGAGCCUUCAUCAAACGCUAUCUGUUGCCUGACUCUCCAGAACCACCCUCAGCGCCUGUCCCCAAAAUCGGUCCACCAUUGCAGGCUGAGUGGAUGCCUGAACCUCCCCCCGCAGAUGAUGCAUGUCAGCCUGUCGCUGUUGCAACCCAUCCCUCGAAAGGCUGUCCUGAUGUUGUGCUCAACCUCACAGAGGCAAAAACUAUUGUGUGGCAAGAUGGCACUGCCACCAAGCUUCCCUGGCUGCCCAAGCCUGACAAUGCAAAGCAGAACUUGCUUGCAGAUCUCACCUUCCAUGUCAAGAAGCUUGCAGAAAUGUCCAAGCCGUCGACCGACACCCCCUGGAUCAUCCACCUCAAGCGGUCCGACUUUGCCUCUGACUUUGAGCUGGGCCAAUGCAUCUGUUCCGAGCUCACCUGUAGCUGCCACCCUGAAGUAUAA